CGUAUCCAGGACUAAGAAAAGCAAAAUCUCAGAUGCGGAAGACGAGCCUACCGACGAGGGCGAUGACGACGAAUUCCCUGCAACAACCGCACAGGCCGCAGCUGCAAAGCUUGUCUUUGGCGCAAGUGCCGCAUCGGAUGGCGCGACAGCCCCUCGUGGCAAGCGGUCGUUUGCCGGCCGCUCGCUGCACCUGCACCGCAACAUCCUUCGCCUUGGCAGUGAUAUGUUUGCAGCCCAGCUGCGCGGCUGCUGGUCGGCCGGCGAUGCGCCAGCGGCGCCAGCUGCCGGCUCGGGCACAGCCUCCUCCGCAGCCUCCGGUUGCACUGGCAGCGGAUCCAAGGCGGAUGUCGGAGUCGCACGCGCCGCAAUCCGCUUCAUCUAUACUGGCAAGCUUGAGCGCGAGGCGUGCGGGGCGCCUGAGGCCGCCGCCGCCGGCAGCGGUAGCCACAGCAAAGGCUGCAGCAACAGCGGGACCCUUGUCGGCAGUAGCAGCAGCAGCGGCGGUGGUCUGAGCAUACCGGAGCUGCUGGCGGUCCGGCGGCAGGCAUGCUUCAUGCAGAUAGGCGAUUGUGUUGGGGCCUGUGACAAGGAGCUGUGUAGCUUAUUGGCCGCCACUGGCCCGCCACUGCCACCGCCAGCAACUGGGAAGCCCGCCGCUGGCGCCGCCAGGCCGUCGGCGGCAGCGGCAGGCCGCGUUGGUGCCAGCGGCGGCACUGCCGCCGCCACUGCCGCAACCGCGGACGCCGCCGUGCCGCCGGUGCUGCAGCUCUAUGCUGAUGAGUCGCUGCUGCCUCUGGAGAGCGAGGAGCCGGACAGCUUCAAGGCUGUGCUAGCGGCCGCGCACAAGGCGCUGGUCGCGCACUUCACCAGCGCGCCCACAACGCUCAACUCAGCGGUCCUGACGAAGCAGCUGGAGGAGCUGCCGGUCGCGGCCAUGGAAGCUCUGCUGGCUUCCGAUAGCUUCUCCACAGACGACGAGUCCAGCGUGCUGCUGCUUCUCGCCAAGUGGCGCGCGGCGGACCUGGGCAACCGCGGCAGCGGCCAGGAGCUGAAGACGCUGUGUGCGCUGGUGCGGCUGUCGCAGCUGGGGCCGGUGUACCUACGCUACAUCCUUCCAGAGCAGGGCUAGUUCCCGCUCACACGCCGGGAGCACAUCUUCCUAAUCGACUGGGCGGCGGCGCGGGAGCCCGACCGGCUGCGUCUGCAGGGCCACGAGGCGGCGGCGGCGUAUAUAGCGGCGC
This is a messenger RNA of Chlamydomonas reinhardtii, 1241 nucleotides long. RefSeq lists its product as uncharacterized. Lineage: Eukaryota; Viridiplantae; Chlorophyta; Chlorophyceae; Chlamydomonadales; Chlamydomonadaceae. The transcript is spliced from 2 exons. The record is from RefSeq and is a predicted model, not a curated record. The coding region runs from base 224 to 1129 and encodes 301 amino acids.